AUGUCUCUCGCUCUCGACGCAUUCGGAAGCCUCCUUGGGCUCAUGAGUCGCUGCCUCACAAGAUUCUUCGGAACAAUGGGCUACUACUCAAGAAGACCCACGAAGCCGGAUCUGCCGUUUGGGAGUCUGUCGUUUGUCAUUGUUGGAGCAGGAAUUGCCGGGCUCACAGCUGCUUUGGCCCUCAAGAAGAAGGGGCACCAUGUCGUCGUCGUUGAAAAGUCCAAGUUUGCGACUGAGCAAGGAGCAGCCCUCACGUUGUCUCCGAAUUGUUCUGUGCUCUUGAACUGGCUCGAUCUUCUGCCGGAGAGCUGUGGGUCAGAUUUGGUUCAUCAUAUGAUCCGUCACGACCAGGGUGGCAACUUGUUGUUCCACGCAGAUCUGUCGAAUAAACGCAAAGGUUGGAUAGCUGAAUGGUACUAUGUCCAACGCCAUGCAUUUCACAAUUUCCUGAAGGAGAGAGCACUGCAGGAGGAGAUAGUACUACAUACGGCGUGCAAGAUAUCCAAGAUCGAUGUGAAUGAAGCAAGAGUCACUUUGGAGGAUGGCCGCCGGUUUCACGGUGAUGUUCUGCUUGGCGCCGACGGCGUUCAUUCUAUAACACGAGGGGAAGUCUCCCCAGGAGCAAAACCUAAACCAGCAGGUUUCAGUGCAUUUCGAUGGCUGAUGCCAAUAGAAAAGGUUGCUGCAAUCUUGAGCGACAAAGGACCUGUGCAUAUUGUACAAAACCCUGGUUGCAUGCUACAGUGGGAUGAUACGGACCGGAGGCUCCUGGCUUAUCCGUGCUCCAACAACACAAUCUACAACAUGCUAGCAUAUGUGCCCAGCAGUGCAGUUGGGGUGAUUGAGGAGGGCACCUGGAACAGCAAUGGCAGUAAGGACAACCUGAUGCAAGCUUUCUCGAAGUUCUCGCCAGAAGUACAGCAGCUCGUCGGCGAGGCAGAUGAAAGCUUGAGAGUCUUCGCUCUAUCCGAUCUUGACCCUCUACCAUCAUGGGUGAGGGGGAGGACCACUCUUCUGGGAGAUGCUGCACAUAUUGUACAGCCAUAUGUGGGCCAAGGAGCCUCCAUGGCCGUCGAAGAUGCCCUCUCGCUCGCUACGAUGUUUCCCCUCGGCACAAGGCCAGAAGAAGUCAAUGCACGCCUGCGGCUCUACGAGAAGGCGAGAAUGAGCCGAACGAAGAUGGUGUAUGACUGGUCCCUGAAGAACAGUCCCGGAUCCGUGCCGUUAGCCUCCGAGGGCUCGUGGUGGUUCUCAAAUGCCGUGACGAAACUCAACAGUUGGAGGGUCUUGGCUCUGACCGCGAUGUUCAUGCAGCAGACAUUCGGACAUAACGAGAUCGAUAAUUCCGAGAAGCUACUGCAGCAGUCUUUGGCUCGGCGACCAAGCUUGGAUGCGGACACUGGGAGGAGAAGAUCGAGCAUUUGGUCUUUUGUGCUUGGUGAUGGUCAGGCGGGAACGAUAUCAUCGCAGUGA
Diaporthe citri is the source of this 1473-nucleotide messenger RNA. RefSeq lists its product as uncharacterized. The coding region runs from base 1 to 1473 and encodes 490 amino acids. NCBI's taxonomy places the organism in Eukaryota, Fungi, Ascomycota, Sordariomycetes, Diaporthales, Diaporthaceae. Gene Ontology annotation, molecular function: monooxygenase activity; FAD binding. The transcript is spliced from 7 exons. The record is from RefSeq and is a predicted model, not a curated record.